This is a messenger RNA of Apodemus sylvaticus (European woodmouse), 2381 nucleotides long. RefSeq names its product EYA transcriptional coactivator and phosphatase 4 (gene Eya4). Gene Ontology annotation, cellular component: nucleus. Lineage: Eukaryota; Metazoa; Chordata; Mammalia; Rodentia; Muridae. Gene Ontology annotation, biological process: multicellular organism development; negative regulation of extrinsic apoptotic signaling pathway in absence of ligand; positive regulation of DNA repair. Gene Ontology annotation, molecular function: protein tyrosine phosphatase activity. The transcript has 20 exons. The coding region runs from base 1 to 2271 and encodes 756 amino acids. The record is from RefSeq and is a predicted model, not a curated record.
AUGUCGGUGCCUUCUCUUGAGAGGAGUAAAUCCGGUCGCAGACUUUUACUGCCUUCACAACCUGUUCUGAAGCUGGCUUGCUCCUCUCCUUUAUCUGGGGAGAUCGAUGACACAGUGCCAAAUGUCAGACGCACUGGUGGCGAUGGGGUAGACAGGGAGUUCUGCAGCGUCUGCGUGGACACAGCUGCGGGGGCUUCUGUGACCCAGUUGCAGCCAACGUUGAGACUGUCCAGUAAAAGAACUGCUCAGCCACUGCUUAUGUCCUCGCUGGUGACGGGUUGCCGAGUCACGGGAGUUAAACACUCUCCCAGUUCCUGUGUUGCUAGCAGGAAUGACUUAUUUCAGGACGGCAUCCAUGUCAACAUGGACAGUCGUGAUCAGAGUCUGACCUUUCCUUGCAUUAUCCAUGAACAUGCAUGCUCCUAUUCUAACAGGUCUAUGGAAAUGCAAGACCUAGCAAGUCCCCAUGCCUUGGUUGGAGGCAGUGAUACACCCGGGAGCUCCAAGCUGGAUAAAUCCGGUCUCAGCAGUACUUCCGUCACAACAAAUGGGACAGGAGGGGACAACAUGACUGUUUUAAACACAGCAGACUGGCUGCUGAGUUGCAACACCCCCUCUUCCGCCACAAUGUCUCUUCUUGCAGUCAAAACAGAGCCCUUGCACAGCAGUGAGUCCACUACCACGACUGGAGAUGAAGCGCUUGACACUUUUACUGGGUCAGUAAUCACAAGCAGCGGCUAUAGCCCCCGGUCGGCACAUCAGUACUCCUCACAGCUGUACCCCUCCAAGCCCUAUCCACACAUUCUUUCUACACCAGCAGCUCAAACAAUGUCGGCCUAUGCAGGCCAGACUCAGUACUCUGGGAUGCAGCAGCCGGCCGUCUACACAGCCUACUCGCAGACAGGGCAGCCCUACAGCCUGCCUGCCUAUGAUCUUGGUGUGAUGUUGCCAGCCAUCAAGACAGAAAGUGGGCUUUCCCAAACUCAGUCCCCAUUACAGAGUGGCUGCCUCAGCUACAGCCCUGGGUUUUCCACCCCACAGCCAGGCCAGGCACCUUACUCUUACCAAAUGCCAGGCUCCAGCUUUGCGCCAUCGUCUACUAUUUAUGCAAACAAUUCCGUUUCUAAUUCAACGAACUUCAGCGGCUCACAGCAGGAUUACCCAUCCUACACAGCCUUUGGCCAAAACCAAUAUGCUCAGUAUUACUCAGCAUCGACCUACGGGGCAUACAUGACAUCAAACAACACAGCCGACGGCACGUCAUCGUCAACCUCGACUUAUCAGCUGCAGGAAUCUCUCCAGGGACUGACUAGCCAACCAGGAGAGUUUGAUACAGUGCAGAGUCCCUCGACACCAAUCAAAGAUCUCGAUGACAGAACAUGUAGAAGUUCUGGGUCAAAGUCUCGAGGAAGAGGCCGGAAAAAUAAUCCCUCCCCACCUCCGGACAGUGACCUAGAGCGUGUGUUUGUCUGGGACUUGGAUGAAACCAUCAUUGUCUUCCACUCUCUCCUCACGGGCUCUUAUGCACAGAAAUAUGGCAAGGAUCCCCCAAUGGCUGUGACCCUUGGGCUCCGAAUGGAAGAAAUGAUCUUUAAUCUUGCAGACACACAUUUGUUUUUUAAUGACUUAGAGGAGUGUGAUCAAGUUCAUAUAGAUGAUGUUUCCUCGGAUGACAAUGGUCAGGACUUAAGUACCUACAGUUUUGCAACUGAUGGCUUCCAUGCAGCUGCAAGUAGUGCGAACCUUUGUUUGCCAACAGGUGUGAGAGGAGGGGUGGACUGGAUGAGGAAGCUGGCUUUUCGUUACAGAAGAGUAAAGGAAUUAUAUAACACCUACAAGAACAAUGUCGCAGGACUCCUUGGCCCUGCCAAGAGGGACGCAUGGCUGCAGUUAAGGGCAGAGAUCGAAGGCCUAACAGAUUCCUGGCUAACGAACGCACUUAAGUCUUUAUCAAUUAUUAGCACUAGGAGUAACUGUGUAAAUGUGUUGGUAACGACGACCCAGCUGAUUCCUGCUCUUGCGAAAGUCCUGCUCUACAGCCUAGGAGGAGCUUUUCCCAUUGAGAACAUUUACAGUGCAACAAAAAUAGGAAAAGAAAGUUGCUUUGAACGAAUAAUGCAAAGGUUUGGCAGAAAAGUAGUGUAUGUUGUAAUUGGGGAUGGUGUAGAAGAAGAGCAGGCAGCACAAAAGCACAACAUGCCCUUUUGGAGGAUAUCAAGCCACUCGGACCUCUUGGCUCUACAUCAAGCACUGGAAUUAGAAUAUUUGUAACUGUAUUCUCUAGCUGGGGAUCCAUUUUUUUAUAUUUCAAGUACACUGUAUUUUUAUGUGUGAUCCAAUGCCGCUGGCUUCUUCUACACAUAUAAAUGGUCUUAACGGAU